This is a messenger RNA of Aethina tumida (small hive beetle), 3243 nucleotides long. RefSeq names its product alpha/beta hydrolase domain-containing protein 17C. The transcript has 3 exons. Bases 141 to 1001 code for a protein of 286 amino acids. Gene Ontology annotation, cellular component: endosome membrane; plasma membrane. The record is from RefSeq and is a predicted model, not a curated record. NCBI's taxonomy places the organism in Eukaryota, Metazoa, Arthropoda, Insecta, Coleoptera, Nitidulidae. Gene Ontology annotation, molecular function: palmitoyl-(protein) hydrolase activity. Gene Ontology annotation, biological process: protein depalmitoylation.
GUAUGGUGUGAACGUGUCUUUAAAAUGGCGUUGUCAACAAUGAUCAAGAAAGUUUUGUUAAACUGAUUAGUAGUUUAAGUGUAAAUUAAUUAACAUAUAACUUUUUGUUUAAAUAAUUAGUUAGAAAUUAAUGAAAAAAAAUGAACGGUCUAAGUUUAAGCGAACUGUGCUGCUUAUUUUGUUGUCCACCUUGUCCUAGCAGAAUAGCAGCAAAACUGGCAUUUCUACCCCCAGAACCGACCUAUGAAUUUGUAUCCGACGAAAAUGGAAAAUGCAGUUUCGCACUGACAGAACGUGCCGAAUGGCAGUUUUCGGAACGUGAAAAGGAAAAUGUGGAGGUGUUUUUCACAAGAACUGAAAGAGGAAACAGAAUUGCCUGCUUAUUUGUUAGGUGUAGUAAUUCAGCAAGAUUCACGAUAUUAUUUUCGCACGGUAAUGCAGUGGAUUUAGGACAGAUGUCUAGUUUUUAUUUGGGCCUAGGUUCAAGAAUUAACUGCAACAUAUUCAGUUACGAUUAUUCUGGUUAUGGUGUCAGUGGAGGUAAACCUUCUGAGAAGAAUCUUUAUGCAGACAUCGAUGCUGCUUGGCAAGCCUUAAGGACGCGUUACGGCAUCAGUCCGGAGAACAUUAUUCUUUAUGGACAGAGCAUAGGAACCGUUCCUACCGUCGAUUUGGCUGCCCGAUAUGAAGUUGGAGCUGUGAUCUUACAUUCACCUCUUAUGUCCGGCAUGAGAGUUGCCUUUCCUAACACUAAAAGAACUUGGUUCUUUGAUGCCUUCCCCAGUAUCGAUAAAGUUCCGAAAGUAAUGUCCCCAACAUUGAUAAUACACGGAACUGAAGACGAAGUAAUAGACUUUUCCCAUGGACUGACAAUUUACGAAAAAUGUCCAAAGGCUGUGGAUCCACUUUGGGUAGAGGGUGCGGGUCAUAACGAUGUGGAACUGUACUCAGUAUACCUGGAGCGACUUAGGCAAUUCGUGAUGAACGAAUUAGACAACUGACACACGACGGUUGUUGAAGGCAGUGAAGAAGUAACAUUUAGCUGUAGCACUCCAAGUUCAGUUGGCGAGAAGCUACUCUAGCCCGGGAUUGCAGGGGUCGAAACGACGAUUCCCUGCAAAAUCGACGGUAACAACGUCGGCCCCAUAAGAACGGCAAUAACUAAAUGUUGCCGUAACGUACCUCCUCCUGUGUGUUUUGCCAUAUGCCGUUGUAUAUUGCUGGAGACUAAUUGCUAGCAAUUCUCUUGUAAAUAUUGUUACGUGGACAUUUUUUAUCAAAUAUGAGUAUCUUAAGACAAUCUCAAACAAGUGAUGCAAUUGUUGUUUUUGUUUUUAAAAUUCAGUGUGCAUUCAUCGAUGUGUUCCAAUUGGUGCAGCAGAGCACUGCGCAUCUACAAUAUCGACCAACUGUAAUAAAAUUUAUAUUAGGUAUAUACAAUAAUCUAUUUGAUAACAUUCUCACACACAUAGACACACAGUGCAGUAAAACGCAGUAAAAUUCAUCGCCGUCAUUUACUUACGUCUUACGUCUUACGUCUUAAGUACUCAAUCAAUCUCCAUUGUAUUUCUGUGGAACCAAAGAUUCUCUAAAUGAAAUUCUUACACUUCUUUGGAAUUUUGUGCAGUUCGAAUUAUUUGAUGUGACAAUAUGGUUUGAGGUUUAUAUUUUAACUGUUUUUAUUAAGUACAUCAAAGUUUAAACAUAGGUUAGUUCAGAUUAAUUAAUGUUUUUUAUUAUUUUUGGUCUAUAUUGUAUGUCAGCCUAGAUUGUUGUUCAUAUUUCUCAAUUCUUGAACCACUAAUAUGUACCUAUUAUUUUAAAUUUUAUAAGUUUAUUAUUUAUUUUAAAUUCUUGUGUUGAACUAUUUACUUGAAAUAAAAUAACUGUGUGGUCCUGAAUUGUCUCGAUUCUCGAUUUUUCACUUGCAUUAGAAUGUUCAUGUCCGAUGCAUUGAGAAAUUAUACGUCGAACAAAUUUUUAAUUAACCAAUGCAUGAAUCGUAUGUUCAAGUUUUUUUUUGUGCAAUAAUUUUAACGAGUAAAGUUCACAUGAGGAAGUUGUGUUCCAUUUUUUUUUAUGUCUAUUUAUUGCCAUUUUCGUUAUUUUCUCAAAUUAAAUAAUUAAAUGUAAGAUAUAUUUUGUUUCGUAUAUUACAAAAUAAUUACAUAAUUACCACUCAUCAUCUAUUUCUGUGUUGUCAGCUCUAAUAUUUGCAUCACUGUCUCGUUCGUAAGACGUUUCAAAAGCAGCAAGCAAAAAAAAGACAUUUUAUGUGUAUUUUUGUCUCAUGUUGUUAACUUUUAUAUGAUCACAAAUAAUCCACGACGAUCCAAUUUUGUAAACCAAAAAUAACUAAAUUUUUGUAUUAUAUUUUCAUAUUACUUUUGUCUUGUCGAAUUUUGCGUCAUUUUCAAACUUCUUUUUAACUACAUUUAAUUGUAAUAUGAAAAUUUAAAAUUGAUAUUGUAUUUACAAAAUUCGACAAGAGAAGACUAUCAUGAACCGGUAAUUAUAUUUUGAACAAGACUGAUAUCGCCACAGUUAAGGUAAAACAAUGUUUUUCACGGUAGAUCUGAAAUUUUUACACAGCAAACAUUUAGUAAAUGUUUAUUUCUUGCUACUCAUUUAAAGUUGUUUAUAAAAUUUGUGAUAUACAUACCUACGUGUAACUUUUAAUCAACUGUUUACAGGUUACAUCAGUAAAGUAAAACGUACGAAAUGAAUGACGAAUUCUAUCCAAGAAUCAGUUUAUAAUAUAUUUUACUGUUAUACUAGUGUAUUAUUAGUUAGUUAAAAGAUUUACCAAUUUCAGAAUUUAUUAAAAACGUUGUUUUAUAUGUUUGGUGUAUUGUGUAAUUUUUUUGUACUAUAUUAGAAUAUUAUUUAUAAUUCAAUCAAUAACUAUAAUAAUUUUAUAAACAUAUCAUUUUAAUUAAUUUCUUGCAUUUAUAAAUUUGUAAGAUAAUAAUUUUAAGUUAUUUUCGUUUUGUUAGAUUCAUUCGUAAAUUUUAAUUUAAAAAUAUAGAAUCAGUAUUUAUACAAAAAGAUGUUUUAUUUGAUUUGUUAGUAUAAUUUUAAAGCCACCACCAAUCGUCGAUAUAUUUAUUUCGAGACAAUAAUAGUAAUAUUUGUAAUUGAAAACCAAUGACAUGCUUUUUUACAUAUACAUAUUAUUUUAAAUGGCCCUGUUUUCCAGUUUUAUAUUAAAAAAAAUGUGAAUAAUAAAUACAAACUUUUUCA